CAAUGGUAAUGUUACUGCAAUUCCACUUAAGAAGUUUAUAAACACUGUUAUCAGCCUUGAUGAUGAAUAUUAGCUCACAAAAAUGAGAAAACUCCCAGCAAAAAGGUUCUGCUGGUCCAGUUAGGAUUUAGUGGAGCUGAAAACUCGAGUCGACUCCGUGCACCCUUAGCUGUCAAUCAGGCUCCGUCUGCCCAAUCAUCGAUCUGCCUGGCUCACAGGUAAACCCCAGAGUUAUGAGCAUUUUAGUUUCAACAGACUGAGCAAGACAGCAUACAAAAAGGUGAAGGAAGAACUUCCAAAACAAAAAGAGUGAAUUAAAGCAACUGUGAAGGAGCAAUUUGUUUUCAGAGUGGAUUACCAUUUUCAGCAGCUCUGUGUGUUUUAUUGUUAAAUGUGGAUGUUAUAAAUGUGAACAAGGGAAGAUCAUUUUUUUUGUGUGGAUUACUUGAUUAUGAUACAAGUCACAGUGAAAUGUCAUGUAGAAUUCACUCUAUCGCCUGGAUAACGCUUGUCAUACUGUCCAGUCUUCAAGAUGUUCUGGGCUUAGCAUGGGUAGAGAAACCUUCUGAUACAACCUCCGUUAUUGGAGGAAACGCUGCCUUCACCUGUGACUACACUGGGGCUAACUUGGCAACAUGGUCCGGUCCCCAGGGUGCAUUGUUUGUAAACAAUAUGUCCAUGGCUGUGGACAACCGGUUUUCCAUCACAGGACUCUUCAAUCUUCAUAUUAGUAAUGUAAAGAAACAAGAUCAAGGGGAGUACACAUGUACUGUACAGGGACUUCCACCAGAAAAGGGAUAUCUUAAUGUUUACAUUCCUCCACACAAUAUAUCUGUCAUUACAAAUGACACCAGACCCUCACAGAUUGAAGGAGACUUUGUUUCUCUAACGUGUUCCUCAAUUGGAAACCCCCCUCCCGAAAUUACAUGGUUUCGAGAAGACACCCAGUUAACAGAUAGUGCUACAAUUCAAAUUAUCCAGAAACCAUCUAUAGGACAUGGAAACAUUGAGACUCUGGUCACAAGUCAGCUGAUCAUCAAAUUACAAUAUACAGAUCAUAAUAAAAACUUUUAUUGUUCUGCCAAGAAUGAUGUCAACCUGAAUAAUCCUAGCAAAGUUCCUUUCCUUGUACAAGUGCAAUAUAAACCCAGAAUAACUCUGGAGCCCUCUCCCCUGAACAUCCUCCUAGGAUCCUCCAGUCAGUUAAGGUGCAUUGUCAGUGCUAAUCCCCAGGUCAGCAGGGUCAGAUGGCAAAAAGAUACCCAGGUGUUACAGGAUACUGAUGCAGUGCUACGAUUUUCUAGUGUUGAGAGAACUGCAGCAGGACAAUAUACAUGUUCUGCUUCCAACACUAUCAAUGGACAGGUCCAGUCUGACAGCAAAAGUACAUCUGUUAGAGUUAUCUAUCCACCCAUAAUCACUGUACCAGCCACAGCAGUGGUCAAUGACUCAGGGGUACUGAACCUUCACUGUGCUAUAGAUGCCAACCCUCCACCACUGUCUGUCAAGUGGAAGAAGCUAGAUAGUUCUAGAGAAUCCACUUCAGCCAAUUUCACUGCCUCCCCUGUCACCAGGGACUAUGAAGGAAACUACACCUGUAUCGUGAUGUAUCGACUAGAGCCAUCGGGGCAAACAGUUGAACAAAAUCAGAAAUUCGCCUAUACCUAUGUUUAUGUCCAGUAUGCUCCUGGAUAUUCCUCAAUCAAAGCUGUCUCAAGUUCUGUGAACAUAGGGGAGACCAUUUCUCUCACCUGUUCUGUCUCGGAACCAGGAUAUCCAAUUCCCAAGUAUGAAUGGAGAAAGAUAGAUACCAAUCAAGUUUUAUCAAGCCAAGGAUCCACACUGACCAUUCAGUCUGCUAGACUUGCUGACAAUGGACAGUAUGCUUGUACUCCCUAUAAUGUAAUGGGAAGAGGAGGCACAGCCACAAUCAUAGUUGAAGUACUAGAGUCACCUAGAUUUGUGGAGUUUCCACCAACUAGUGCAAGCAUCACUUCUAACCAAUCCAUGUAUUCCGUCGUAUGUAAGGUGCGAGGCCUUCCUAAGCCAAGGUUGGAAUGGCUGAAAAAUGGUCAGGUCAUCCAGAGCGGACCACUGUACAACAUAACUGAAGAGAUCACCUCUAUAGAAACCUACAGUAAACUAGUCAGCUCCAGACUUUAUUUUGCUGGUACUGGGCGACAAGGUUUGAUGAUUGAAGAUAUUGCUAAUUUUACUUGCCGGGAAGUAUCGGGAGGUGAACAACAUAAUUUAGAGCUUUACAUCAUGUUUAAACCUUCAAUAGAUGCUGUUGAGAAGGUAGCCACCACGGUUAAUCAUUCCACUACCAUGACCUGUACUGGUAAAGGUUAUCCUGUGCCUUCAUUUGAAUGGUUCAGAGACAAUAAAAUCAUCCAAUCAGAAUCCCGGUUUACAGUGGAACCAACCAUACAGCUGAGUGCCACUGAGGCUAGCAGCUCAUUGUCCAUCAGGGAUGUGGUGGCCAGUGACUUUGGGGAAUAUGUGUGCAUUGGUCAGAAUUCUAAUGGUCAAGCUCACAAAACAGUGCGUUUGACUGUGAAAAAUCGCCCUGAAGCUCCCUACAACCUGUCUGUGAUAUCCUACACCUGGGAGUCAGUCUUUCUGCGCUGGACCCCAGGGUUUGAUGGUGGGGAGCCCCAGUCUUUUCACAUUCAUUUCACCAGUAGUGUUCCUCCCAUCUACACAGGAGAUAUAACUGUCUCGCCUCCAGAUGCCACUCAGCACAACAUCACUGAUUUGCUGCCUGGAGUAGCAUACCAGUUUUAUGUGUAUGGCAAGAAUUCUCUUGGAAAGGGAAACAACUCUCAGAAAAUAAUUAUCAAGACCAAAGAUUUUGCAUUUCCAUUAGUUAAUAACAUACCAGACUACUCAGCUGAAAACAAAAGAUUAAUGAUACCAUUUACUUUAAAUUCCACAUACUGUGUCAAAGUGAAAAUAAGUGUUAACAGUGGGAGCACCUGGCAGACCAUUCCCAUGAGUGGGAGGGAGUGCUUCCCUGCCACAGAGGAUACUAGAGAACUGAGUCUGCAGAGUGAUAGCAUCAAUCGCCUCAAUGUUUCAAUCUGUCUGUCUGUCAGACCGGACAUCUGUGGGGUUCAUCUGGCCGCACUAAUAAGUGACUACCCAAAAUAUGGUUUCCAAAGACAAGCUGAUAAAACUGAUCUAUCAGAGACAGAGGUGAUCAUCAUUGGAGUCAUCUGCGCUGUCAUCUUACUUAGUCUUAUCAUCGUUCUCAUUGUCAUCAUCUGUCGCCGUAGAACAAAUGCAAAACACUAUGGCAACCCAUCCACUUCAGUAAGUCGGCCAGUGACCACUACUCUCCAAACCAAUGGAAAUUCACUGGGCCCGCCCAAACCUCAACGCGGGCAGGACAAUCAAGGUAUAGAUUUCCUCUUUCUCGAUGGCUUGGGUGUUUCUGGUAGUCGUGGUGUUAGUCACUAUAGUAACCAUGCAUAUUGUUCACUGGGAAAUGGUUUUGAUCCACCACCACAAUACCAAAGUGUCGUUAAAAAUGGGAGCAUCCCUCUAGAUACUUCAUAUGAUUCUCAAUUAGCAAAAUACGAAAAUGAAAUGAACAUGCGAAAUAUGCAUAAUUUGAAGAAUGAAGCUUACUUUGGAGUUCAAAAUGGUUCUCCAUCAACGCCAAGAAAAGACCCUCACCAUUUCUUGGAAGCACCAGACGACAGAAAAGAUGUUUCUAAAGGUGGUCAGGAAAGUGGGUACUCCACCCCUGAAGGACAUGUGAAGCCAAAAAAGGUCAUUUAUGAAGUUGUUGUUUGAUGUGUACUCCUGUUUCACAUUACCUACUUCUUCAAUUAAAAAGAUCAACCAAUCAAGACUGGAGGAUGUCAUGUGAUUUUAAAAGGAAGCUCUGCAGCUUGACAUGUCCAGGUCAGUCAAAUAUGACCUUGACCUCAUUCUAGUCAGAUGACAUGGCAACUCUGGAUUGGUGGCCUUUUAUGACUUUGACCUUAUCUAUGUUGUGAACCCACUGUGCUUCCAGUUCUUGGGAUGUAAACCAUUGCCAUGUGAACCAUCAAUGGUGUUGUCUGUUAGAGGUCUGGGAAAUAAUUAUGGUGACCUUCCAACUUUUCAAAGAUGGUGCUUUUUUCCCUUCUGACACUAUGGAUGUAUCCUGCAUGUAUAAACAGACCUAUACAAUAUAACCCAGUGCAAUCAUAAGAUAUGUCCAAGUGAUACAUAUUGCUGUAUGAUCUCGCUUUAAGGAAAUCUUGUUUGUGUGUAUAUACAGGAAAAAAAUUGUGUAUUAUUUCACAUAACUAAAGGAGAAGUGUGCAUUAAAGCACAGAAUCUUUGGUACAAAAAGAAAACAAAAGCAAGAAAAAAAUGGUGCUUCACAAACAUAAACUGUGUACAUCAUUGUACCAUAACUAUAUUCAGUAUGGAAGUGCAGUAUUGCAUGAUCAUUGACAUAUAUUUCAUACUGCAUUAUUGUCAUGGCAACUAGGGAUGAUUGAUAGCUCAAACUGAGUUUGAAUGAAUGAGAAUUGUAAUAAAAGGCAGAAUACUUGAAGCAGAUGAACUUUGAAAACAAUACCUAUUUUUUAUACUAACAUAUUUUCAAAUACUCAAAAGUUGCUUAACCUUGCCAUAGUUCAAUAUGAUUAAAUGUUGCUUGAAUUAUAAAAUUGAGACAAGUAUUUUAUCUAGAUGUGUUUUAAAGGGAUUUAACAAAUUUAUGAAAAUUCUACAUGUUCUAAUUAAUUCUGUUCAACAAAGUCUUGUUACACAAUUUUUUUUUUUUGAUUGCUUGGUAUACUGCUACAUGUAUUCUAGGAAAAUGUGGAUAGUUUUGCAGAUGCAUGUGUUUUAGAGAGAGAGAGAAUGAGAGAAUUGCCCAGAAAAAGAGAUUGUAAUGGAAGACUAGUGCCAAGAGAGAGAGUGAGAGAGAGAAUGUAGUGGAAGAGAAGUGCCCACUGAAAUAGAGUCAAACUCACACAUUAUAGAUAACCAAGUCUUGUUUAUUUUCAAAUACCAAGUUCAUUUUCAAAUACAUUUGGCUCCUGACUGGAGGAAGAAAAAAAAUUGAUGUACAGACAAAGAUAUUACCAAAGAUAGUUUCCUUUAGUAAAUUGAUUUAAAGCUAUGAACAGCACUGCCAUAUUUCAGAGCAUAUGUAUGAAUUCCAUUGAUAGCACUUGUGAAGAAAAAAGGAAUAUCCCUUUGUCUUAUAUAUAUUGCAUGACUGUUUGUAUUUUCAAAAUGUUCUAUAAACUUUUAGUAUUUCAACUUUUUUUAUUAUGAACUUUUCAUAUUCAUUUCAUUUUUAGAAUUCAUUCAUCAUUAUUAUAUUUUUAGAAGUUGUGCAAGAAAGUUGUAUUUAUAUUAAUUAAA
This is a messenger RNA of Saccostrea echinata, 5376 nucleotides long. RefSeq names its product cell adhesion molecule DSCAM-like. The record is from RefSeq and is a predicted model, not a curated record. Lineage: Eukaryota; Metazoa; Mollusca; Bivalvia; Ostreida; Ostreidae. The transcript has 24 exons. Gene Ontology annotation, molecular function: cell adhesion molecule binding. Gene Ontology annotation, biological process: cell-cell adhesion. The coding region runs from base 472 to 3801 and encodes 1109 amino acids. Gene Ontology annotation, cellular component: cell-cell junction.